CCGGCCCCGACGACUACUUCCGCGUUUCCUGAAUCCGAACCGCGGUGGAGAAACAUGAGAACCCCUGUUCACCUGCAUUGAACCAUCACCCCCCAUCAUAUAAGUACCAAAAUUUUUACCCCCAAGCUGGUAGCGUGUCCGAGGAAGGCGCUGAGCUAGGCCCCUCGGUGGUGGAGGUACAAGGGAAGUAUGUGGUCUCUUGUCGCCUCCAAUCCGAAAGUAGCUUUCGUUGACGGUUUUCUCACUAUGGAUCCAUUUCAUUCUUUCCCUGGCGUCCAAGUUCUCUAUGUUGACCCCUCGCAGUGUCCCAUUCUUGUCCUGCCAUCGGUCGAGCAUUAUGUUGGACACUCCCAGAAGACGCAUGAGGCGCGGCCUUUUUGUCUUAUCUGGAUUUAAACAUUCCUUGAGGAGAUUGACGAGCUGUGAACUGUACAUUGCGCCUCUAUAAGGAUAGUCGUUGAACAAGGCUUCGUGGUCUAUCUCAUGCAAUGGGUAUUCUCCAGGGGUGCCCUCUUCC
Messenger RNA from Periconia digitata, 517 nucleotides. The record is from the annotation of a GenBank genome assembly. Lineage: Eukaryota; Fungi; Ascomycota; Dothideomycetes; Pleosporales; Periconiaceae.